CAUGAACGGCAUCAAAUUGCUGACUCCCACUCAACCAGAGUUCGCCGAAGUCAAUGAGCUGGUUGUGUAUGAGACACCGGUCUCGGGUCGCUGCAUGCGCGCCGCAGCGUGAUGAGACCGGCGCGCGCGGGUAACACACAUUGGGAAGCGCGGCCGCGACGGGCUGCGACGCACGCCGGCUCUUCCAGGGAAUGAUCGCUCGGCGAAAAUGCGAGCUUUUUCAAUUUUCAAAGUUUCAGGCAGCUAUCCAUUUGUGAUUGGAUUCCUGUCCCCCAAAUUGAG
Molecule: messenger RNA, 282 nt
Organism: Phytophthora nicotianae INRA-310
Lineage: Eukaryota; Oomycota; Peronosporomycetes; Peronosporales; Peronosporaceae
Exons: 1
Source: RefSeq, a predicted model, not a curated record